Molecule: messenger RNA, 1131 nt
Organism: Lottia gigantea (owl limpet)
Lineage: Eukaryota; Metazoa; Mollusca; Gastropoda; Lottiidae
Exons: 9
Coding region: 1-1131 (376 amino acids)
Molecular function (GO): peptidyl-prolyl cis-trans isomerase activity; protein binding
Source: RefSeq, a predicted model, not a curated record
AUGACACAAGGACUUGAUGACCAGAAAGAUGUUGAAAAUAAGGGUGAUGUUAAAAACAAUUCUGACAUUAAGAAUAUUGAUGAUGUUCAGAAUAAUGUUAAUAUUCGGGGUAGCACUAAACAGUCAGAUAAAUCCACAGAAGGUACAGUCGAGGAAAAGUCUGAUGAAAAUUUUAUUGAUAUUCUAGGAAAUGGAUUGCUAACUAAAAAGGUGUUAGUCCAAGGAAAUGGAAGAGAAAGCAGACCUGAUAGAGGUGAUAUCGUGACACUUGAUAUUGAAGGACAUCUAUCUGAUGGUACUGCAGUAGAUAAAUACACUGCUUUUACAUUCCCUCUUGGAGAAGGGGAUGUCAUACAAGCCUUGGACUUGGGUGUUUCUUUAAUGGAAAUUGGUGAAACCUGUGAAUUGUUUGCAGCUUCAAAAUUUGCCUAUGGUGAAAGGGGCAGAGAGCCUGAUAUUCCUCUAAAUUCUGAUAUAACAUAUACUCUAGAAUUAUUAAAAUAUGAAAAGAAACCAGAAUUAGAUAAAAUAUCUCAAGAAGUCAAGCUCGAAAUGGGAGAAAAGAAGAGAGAAAGAGGAAAUUUUCUAUUUUCAAGACAAGAUUUUACUGGUGCAAUAAAUUCAUAUACACAAGCAAUAAAAAUAUUAGAUUACCCCUCAGCAACACUUAAUGAGAUCUCAAUUAAUCAGCAAGAAAUAACUGAUUGUAAAUUAAAAUGUUGUAAUAAUUUAGCUGCUUGUCAAUUAAAGGUUGGUGCCUAUGAGGCAGCUAUCAGAUCAACAGAAAUAGUAUUAUUAUCACAACCAAGUAAUGUUAAAGCCUUGUUCAGAAUAGGAAAAGCACAUUCAGCUAAAGGUAAUACAAAUGAAGGAAUUCAGUAUUUUAAGAAAGCUUUACAGUUAGAACCUGAAUCAAAGAUUAUUCAUCAAGAAUUAUCCCGGUUAUCUAAAAAAUUAAAAUCUGAAACAGAAUCUGAGAAAGAAAUGUAUAGACGGAUGUUAGGAACUAAAAAUACUAAGACUACAAAUAAAAAAUCAGGAUCUUCGGUGAUUAUAUUAUUAUUUUAUUUUACUUUGUACAACAGCAGCGACAGCAAGUUACACAUUUACUAUCCUGUCUUUCUGGUCUAA